CGCCCCCCUGACUCCCCCUCUCCGGACAGCGCCCCGGUGCAUUGUGGGCGCAGUCCGUUGUUCAUUUGCCAUUCGACCUCGGCCAGGGCCGCGUAUAGCGAGAGAGAGAGAGACCCACCGGGACACCAUCUCCGGACCGACAGACAGACCGGCUCACCGACCCCGGUCUCCCCCCACACCCCGUGACCGAGCGGCUCCCACAAUCCCCCGCGGUGACCGAGCGGCCGCCCGGAGCAGCUCGCUGUGUGUGAGGGGAGCGCGAGCUGGUGGUGGCCCCUGCGGGAGGGCUCGGGGCCCCCCGGUCCGGCUGCCGGCGCUGCGAGAGCCGCGAACAUGGCGGAGAUGAACCGCAGGACCUUGGCCUUCCGAGGAGGCGGCGGCCUCGGCCUGUCCUCCGCCAUCGCCCCCGGUAACAACAACAACAACAACGGCUCCGGCCUGCUGGCCGUGGAGGAGGCCGGCUGGGCCCUCCGGCAGCUGAAUGGCGGCGGCGGGGGGAGCGGGCCGGCGGGCCAGGAGGUGGAGGUGGAGCUGGACGCCGAGGCCCUGCUGGAGGAGGAGGACGAGGAGGAGGCGGCUGAGGCCUACCGCGGCAUGGUGAUGGCCGGCCGGGCGGAGAGCAGGCAGCCCCAGGCCGGGACCGCAGCAGGAGGAGGGGGCCCCGCGGCUGCCGGCGGCUCGGUCAGCGUGGGGAGCAGCGAGGAGGAGGAGGAGGACGAGGAAGAAGAGGAGGAGGAGGAUGAAGCGGCGGCCGGGCAGGCGGGGAGAGGUGACCCGGCGGGGGUGGCCGAGGAUGAGGAAGAAGAGGAUGCCCCCCGGAGAUACGGCCUCCUGCCCGCCGCCCGCUCCCAGUCCCUGCUGCCCAGCCUGCACUGCUCCUUCCAGGGCUCCUGGCUGCACGAGUUCCCAUGGCUGCACUUCAGCCAGGAGACAGGCCUCAUGUCCUGCUCCUGGUGCCACAAAGGCCAGGGCCAGCCGGGACACGACGAGCUAGCCAAGGGAACCCGUGUCUACAAGAGGGCCACCCUGCUCCGGCACAACCAGUCCAACGAGCACCGCAUGAACGACCCUGCAGCUCAGGAGCCUGACAUAAAACCGGAAGUGGCAGAGUCAUACAGUGAAUACAGUACCAAGCCAAAUGAGAAUUCUUAUUGCUACCAACUGCUGCAAGAGUUAAAUGAGCAGAGAAAAAAAGGGAUACUUUGCGAUGUCAACAUAGUGGUAAACGGAAAGGUUUUCAGAGCUCAUAAAAAUAUACUGGUUGCAGGAAGCCGUUUUUUUAAAACCUUAUACUGUUUUACAAACAAAGAAAGCCGUGACCAAACCACUGUUACCUAUUUAGAUGUUGUUGCUGUUCAUGGUUUUUCCAUCAUCCUGGACUUCAUGUACUCUGGUAACCUUGUACUCACCAGCCAAAAUGCCAUUGAGGUGAUGACUGUGGCCAGCUACCUGCAGAUGACUGAGGUUGUACAGUCCUGUCGUAACUUCAUCAAAGAUGCCUUGAAUAUCAGUAUCAAAAAUGAAGCUCCAGAGAACAUUAUGGUGAACUAUAACAAACGAAAAAAUAAGGAUGGCCCUGCACACCGUGACCAAAAAGCGGUAAGCUUCUGGGCCACACGCAAUCUGACUAGUUUGGCGAGCAGUGUGAAGCUAGAAGAUGGGUUUAAUUUAGAUGAAACCCCAAAUGAGAGCUUUCAGUCAAACGAUUCUACAUGGAUUCAGGACAGUUCUCCGGAAGUGACGGAAAUUGAGCCACAAGGUCAGGCAAAAGUGUUUGUGUGGAAUGAUAUGGGCUCCAAUUCAGUUGGGAUGCAAGAGCCCAGCAAACAGAGAAGGAAAAACUUAACCACGAAAAGAUUUGUUUAUAAUAUCCCUCCAAACAAUGAACUUCAAGUGGAUAGUAACACAAUGCUCCCGCAACCCAUUCCCUACACAGAAGAGGAUGUGCAGUGCUUCCAUGAUGGAGCAGGUAAUCUUACAUGGACCUCAAAUGAAUAUAAGUUUUUCCCAGAUUCAUGGACAAGAGAAAAUUAUUUUGAAAAUGGUGAUGCAUCUGCUGGUUUGAUAAACAAGUUAAAAUGUCCGCAUUGCAAUUAUGUAGCAAAAUAUAGAAGGACACUAAAAAGACACUUGCUCAUUCAUACUGGAGUGAGAUCAUUUAGUUGCGACAUCUGUGGGAAGUUGUUUACCAGAAGAGAGCAUGUGAAAAGGCAUUCCUUGGUGCACAAAAAAGAUAAAAAAUACAAGUGCAUGGUGUGUAAGAAGAUCUUCAUGCUGGCGGCCAGUGUAGGAAUCCGACAUGGCUCUCGGCGAUAUGGAGUUUGUGUGGACUGUGUGGAUAAAUCUCAACCAGGGCUUCAAGAAUCAGGUGUUGAACAGGUGGCAGAUGCAGACUUCACCAGGGAUGAAGAAUAUGAUGACAAUGACGCUGUGGAGGCAGUUGAUGCUGAUGAUGACCUUGUAGAUGAGGGGGAAGAUCAGAGUGACCAUGCGCGGUGGUCAGAGCAAAAUGACCCAUCGCGUUGGGGAGAACAGAAUGAUCCUUCACAAUGGGAAAGACCGAAACCACCUCCUCGAUGGGAUGAGUCAGCAGACGUUUGUAUGACAAUAGACGACUGAUUGCCAAUGGGCGUUUAAAACUCAUGGGUGCUGCAGCUGAACAGAAUUUAAAAUUUGAUUGUUGAAAUAUUUUGGACUGAAGGCUUGCAAAAUAUGGUACUGUGCUGGACAAUAGUUGUUGCUGUGAAAACUGUAGGGUCAAAGCCUUAUAGCAAAAAAAAUUUAUUUUAAAUUUUUUUUUUUUUUUUUUUAUAUUUGCACAGGACUGUACAGAAUACAACCAUUUGGUUGAAAUAUACAGAGUCCUCACAUCUCCAAUCAGUUUUCAAAGAAAAUGUAUUUUUAUUUAUAGGAUGUAGCUACGUUGGUCCUAUCAAAGCAUAAAACUACUAUUGUAUUGUUAAUUCAUGUAUCAGUUAAAUUUUUGUUGUUAGAAUGACCAGAAUAGAUGAUGAAUCUGUGUAUGAAUGUGAUGCAACCCUACAGUACUAGAGGUGUCAGAAACAUAUUGCUAUAAUCUAGAAGUGCGUUGCUGACCUCUACCAUUGUACGGAUCAAACUGCCUUUGCACUGCUGUUCUUCUCUUAAGCUAAGUUGCAGGUCUGUAUCUAUAAGGGUGUUGGUGAGGGUUUUAUAUUUUGCUGGCAAGUCUGUCAUGGUUUAAAUCCUUUUAAAAGAGCAGUGCUUGUUUUUAUAUCACAUGUUCACUCUGUAGAGAUUAGUUUCCCAUUUAAAAUUUAUUCACUGUAAUUGUAUUUACCACUUUUUUUUAAUUUAAAUUAUUUUAUUAUUGUUCAUCACGUUAUGAGGUUGCUUCAAUAUAGUGCUCCCUGUCCCCGAUAAUCAGGUCAAGUUGAAGGCUUGGCUUCUCAUCACGUGUCCUAUGUCAUGAGCAGUUAAGCAGGGGAUACUUUAGAAUGGUUGUAAGGAUACGUUCACAUAAAGGGAUUACUGAAAAAGCAGGAGUGCUCAGCAAAUCACUCUAGGCUACAGAUCUGCGAUUCUGCUUCAGUGAGCUCCUCAUGUAUUGCUGCUUUCAUAUUUUUAUUUUACAUUCUGAAUUGCAGAAUGUAACUAUUUAUAAGUCCUGUUGUGUAGGGGUUUUAUGUAGAAUGUGCAGAAUGAUGUGGUAGCUUUCAGGUGUCAAGGAACACAAUGUCCCAUGCUGUUCACUGACUGCCAGUACAUGCUGACAUUUUAUUAGACAUCUGGGUCAAAAGACAUUUCUCAUACUCCCAUCAUUUAACUUUCAGACCUGUUCCAUUCCUUUUUAAACGUGUGCUUUUAUUUUUUUUAUUCUUGCUCUUAUACUUUGUAAAAGAGAACCUAUUUAUCAAAUACAACACACUUUAAGUGAACAGGUACAUACAAUUAAUUUCCUUCCCUGUUACUUUGUUUAGAUUGAGGUCAAACAAAUUUCAUUUCGAUACUUAAUGAUCUAUGAAGUUGUAUUAACUUAUUGUAGAAGGUUUCAGGCACUUUCUGCAGAAACAAGCCAGUACCAACUGUUUUAGUCUACAAGAAGCAUGAAAGCAUUGACUUUCCUAUGUCCACCAAAAAGCAAGUUGACUUGUCAUUUUCUUCAUCCGGUAGUAAAAGUUUGGGUCAUUCAAUAUUGAGCCAGCCUAAAAGUACUGAAUGUUAAUCGCUCUAUUCAGUUUUGCAUAAUGUUACUGUUUAUAUAAUUUUGAAAGUCAAUUAUCAGGUGUUUGUAUUUUUUUUUUUUUUUUUUUCUACCAGACCAUUCUGAGUGCACAACCAUUUUAUUUGUCAAAUAAAUUAUUUUUCCCUCUCUUAAUAGACUUAGGUUGAACUUUCACAUCCGGUCUAAAUUAAUCUUCUUUAACACACGAUGCAUUGAGAGAUAUUGGAACGGUUGAGGUUGAAAUCUGAUAGAGAUAACAGUUCAAUAAGUAGUUCAUUACAUGCUUUACCCAGAGAGAGCAGACAAAACACUAUAAAGGCUACUAAUAUUUUUAUAUAGACAUAUAAAAUACCCCCCUCGCCAUGACAAAUGUCAAGGUUAUACAAUAUUUUAAGGAGGGAAAAUGUGAGUAGAUCCAGCUAGUGAAUCUGUGAAAUACUCAAGCACUUGUGAUGGCGUUAAGCUUUGUAGGGCAAAUCCACAAGCCUAUUUAAAAUUUUACAAUUCAGUUUUUCUUUCCCCUUCCUUUGGAAAUGUUAUCCAAUUAAUCCGUGGUCAAAAUUAUAGAUAUUGCAUGUCCUCUUAAAGUUAACUACGGUACGGACUUGUCUCAAAUAGCCAUUUCAAAUGCUUACUGCAACUCCUCACAAUUCUUCCCAAACGAUGAAAUGUUACAAAUAAUCAUGUUUGGACUACUGUGCUUCACUAAGUAAGCAUCACUAUUUGAUUUUGUUUUUUAAUGGAUUUUUUGAGUGAGUGUGUCAACACCCUCUCUUUCCCACUGCUUAUCCAUGUUGCAUAUAUAGUCCUACCAUAAACUUGAUUUUAUUUGUGCUUUUUAAAGAUAAUAAAUGAUCCAGAAGGCUAUUUAAAGUACUCUCUCUUAAGUCCACUUUGCUUACUGAAAUUAACAAAUGGCUUGUGAUAUUUAAUGUCAGGAAAUUCUGCUAACCUGAAACCUUUUCUUAAGCGUUGUACCGCCUAACUUUUUUAAAAUAAUAUGAGCAAUGUGUUUGUAUUUUUUUUAUGUUUUAUUUUAUUUUGGUGGGGUCCAAAGUAGGUUUAGUUUAUUAAAAAGUUAAAACGAAAACCAUAAAUGAGAGUAUUUUAAACGUGAAAAUUCUGCUUUGUGAAUAUGUAAGUAGAGUAUGUCUUAUUUUAUUCCCCCCUCCCCAUUUCAUCUAGCCAAUAUAAAUAGUUUUUGGUUUUUUUCCUUGUAGAACUGUCAAUAUAUACAUACAUAUA
Pelobates fuscus (common spadefoot toad) is the source of this 5449-nucleotide messenger RNA. It is a transcript of the gene ZBTB10, whose product is annotated as zinc finger and BTB domain containing 10. Lineage: Eukaryota; Metazoa; Chordata; Amphibia; Anura; Pelobatidae. Gene Ontology annotation, molecular function: RNA polymerase II cis-regulatory region sequence-specific DNA binding; protein binding; DNA-binding transcription factor activity, RNA polymerase II-specific. The coding region runs from base 334 to 2619 and encodes 761 amino acids. The transcript has 5 exons. The record is from RefSeq and is a predicted model, not a curated record. Gene Ontology annotation, biological process: regulation of transcription by RNA polymerase II.